Labrus mixtus (cuckoo wrasse) is the source of this 472-nucleotide messenger RNA. RefSeq names its product mitochondrial ribosomal protein S6 (gene mrps6). Gene Ontology annotation, molecular function: structural constituent of ribosome; small ribosomal subunit rRNA binding. Gene Ontology annotation, biological process: translation. Bases 130 to 465 code for a protein of 111 amino acids. The record is from RefSeq and is a predicted model, not a curated record. NCBI's taxonomy places the organism in Eukaryota, Metazoa, Chordata, Actinopteri, Labriformes, Labridae. The transcript has a single exon. Gene Ontology annotation, cellular component: ribosome; mitochondrial small ribosomal subunit.
UUUAUACGUCAUCACUCGUGGCCCCAACAUGGUCGACUCUGAGCUCAGUUAUCUGGCAAUGUCACUAGAAUAGUUCCAGCUGUAUUUAAAGUGUUUGUUAAGGUUUUAUUUGUGUUUCACGCUGAAGCGAUGCCUCGGUACGAGCUCGCCCUGAUCGUGAAGGCCAUGCAGCGGCCGCAGGCGGCGGCGGCUCUCCGGCGGACUGUGGAGACCCUGAUGGAGCGGGGAGCGGUGGUCAGGGACCUGCAGAACCUGGGGGACAAACUGCUGCCCUACAAGAUCACCAAACACAACCAGAAACACGAGAGGGGGACUUACUUCCUGGUGGAUUUCUACUCGGCCCCCGGCAUCCUCGCCAGUCUGCUGGAUCACCUGCACCGGGACGUGGACGUGUUGAGACCCACGGUGCUGAAGAAGGACGACCCGGUCUCUGGAAGUACCAACUGCUGUGGAACCAAACAGUGAUUUAAUG